This is a messenger RNA of Cuscuta campestris, 1495 nucleotides long. NCBI's taxonomy places the organism in Eukaryota, Viridiplantae, Streptophyta, Magnoliopsida, Solanales, Convolvulaceae. The record is from the annotation of a GenBank genome assembly.
CUAUCUAAAAUUUUCUAAUUUAUAUACCAGCCAGUUCGUCCGACUGCCGCGCCACGCCUCCCGCCGCCGCCAGCCAGUUCGUCUGACCGCCGCGCCCAGGUGUACUGGCAUUCAACUGGUUAAUCCACUUUCUAAGGGCGUUUAUAAUUGGGGCGACUUUGUGUUUCUCAUCUACGUGCUCUAGUUAUGGCUUCAGAGUUUGAGACGAUCGAGCAAAGACUGAGAUCUUUUCAAGGCCAGCUUCUGUCGGAGUUUGGCAUUCUCGAUCGAAUUGUCUAUAAAAACAAGAACCAGCACAGAAGAUGCUCAUACUUCCAGCACCUCUCAAAGGUGAGAAGAGACCUGAGGCUUUUGAAAUCAGCAAAACUGGAUGAGAUACUCACUUCCUCCUUUGACAUCAUCCAUGGAAAGAGGCCCAAGCAAAAGCUUCACCUCCUGGAAAGCCUGAAGAGAAGAAGAACAACAACAGAUGGCAAGAAGCAAACCUUCUUAGAUCGGCUCCUCGGCGUUGCCCAUCUUUUGUCACAAAUGGUUGAACCAGUGCUGAAGGCAGCAAUGCAGGUAUCUGUUCUUCUUGCCCAGUCGUUCUUCAUGGGGUUUUCAUUAACUGUCCUGGCUUUGCUGGCAAGAAUCAGAGUCCUCGUCCAACAAAUGCUUCUAGAUGUUGUUUGUGUGUUCAAUUGCGUGUCGUCCAUGUCCCAAAAGAAGCAAUCUGUGAAACUGAACACCGAAGGAUUUGAGGUUUUUAAAGAAUAUUAUCCUGCCAAGGGGCGCGCUGUUUCCCUAGAAUGUGUCUGGGAAACAGACAAGUACAAGUUAAUGGUGCGAAAAGGUGAAUCUCAGGAAGAUGAAAUGAAACAAGAUGAGCCCAUCAAUCCGCCGAGAAUCAAGUACCAAAGCAUUGAGAUGUUUCUAGGAGAUGAUGAAGUUCCAGGAGAUGAUGGAUCAUCCGUGUCUCAUGGGAGUGGAUCGUCAUUCCAAUUGAAACAUAAAUCUGAAGCGAAGCGUAGUGUUGCAUUUGUGCCUGUGAAGAGGCCUUCUCUGUCUUCGUUGCUGCCAUCUGCAAAUGAACCAGGGCUUUCAUUUCAAGGAAUGCAAAAUGGUGAUCCUUCAACUAGAGAAGAAGAUGAAGAAGAAGAUCCUUUUUUCAGUUUGCUAACUGGAGGAAAUAGGAACAGUACUUUGUUCUAAUCAUCAUAAGGAGGGAGUAGAAUAAGUUGGAAUGAUUUUAAUUUGGUUUUAUUAGACUCAAUACACUACAAGGAUAUGGUUCUGUUCCUCUAAAACACAUGUUCAUGCCAAAAAAAUAUGAACACAAACAUUUCCUUUUGUUGCAUUUUUUGUCAUAUUUUAAUGCAAGUUUUUGUCCUGAAAUUCAAUGCAACAUUCUCUCUUUGUAAAAUAUUUUCAGGAUUGAAUUUCUCGUAAUUUUAAAAAUGUUGAAAGUGAAUAUGGCUCAUAAUAUGAAAAAACAAAAUGAAAACUAUUCAUGGCU